CAGUUCACAGAAGAGCAGAUCAACGAUGGGGUAGAACAGUUGAAGAGAGCCAACAUAGAGACUGGCUAUGAUACUGCUGCGAUAGAGAGCUAUGCGGUUUUCACCAAGCUGAGAGAGGAGGGCGUGGUUCCGAAAGGAGUGAAGUUCCAAGUCGGCCUUCCAACCAUAGCGAGUGUGAUAGGCCCAUUCGUAGAAAGAGCAUUUCAGGCAAAGGUGUCUCCCAUCUACGAAGCGGCAUUGUUUCGUGCCACGCGAGAGAUCCAGGACAAGAUACCACACGAAGAUCUCUCGAUCCAACUGGAUCUAGCAGUCGACACCGCGUACUGGGAAGGCGAAUAUCUCACACCCUGGUUCGACAACACA
Molecule: messenger RNA, 363 nt
Organism: Pseudocercospora fijiensis CIRAD86
Lineage: Eukaryota; Fungi; Ascomycota; Dothideomycetes; Mycosphaerellales; Mycosphaerellaceae
Exons: 2
Source: RefSeq, a predicted model, not a curated record